AUGGCUAGCUUCCCAGAGGUUUCCGACUGGCGUACCAGUGCAGGCAGUGCUGUGAUCUUUCAGCCUGCUCCUGUGAAGCUCCAAUUUGCGCAUAUUCCCUCUUCGGUUGUGAACAUUCACCCUCCCGUUUCCCGUUCCCUCUCCAGAGUCGCCUCAGUAUCACGCCACUCCACCUAUUGGAAGCAAUGGCGCACCUUGGAUUCCAAACACACCCCAUCCUUUUCUUUCCACGCCAACGAGAUCGCCAAGGACGAGGAUACAGGCCGUCGCCCAUCCGUCAUGUGGGGAAUGGAUUGUUGGGUCGUGCUGGAGGCCAGACUUCUCUGUCUUGCCGUUGGGCCUCGACUGUACUGGGACAGUUGGUGCUCCAUUUUCAUCGUUUACCUCUACGAUUCGCAUGAGCAUCGUCAACAAAUCAUUCGGUCCGGAAUACUCAUCGUACCCACUCGAAAUGUAUGGGGCCACUCUGAAGAUGUGCAGGAGGAGAUGUCGGAACGAGGGAGAUGGUUUGGUCGCGCAUUUUGGCAUGUGUGGAGACAGAUUCCCAUGGAAGCACACCAAAAGGUCCAGCUCACCUUCGAAUAUGGUGACCUUCCCGCUCAUAUCGCCGCAGAAGAAUACCCCGGGCAUCCGUUGUUUGGCGCCAAACUGGGUGUUGACGACUUGUGGUGGAGGAUGAUUGGGAUGGGUGGAUUGCAGCGAGGAUUCAGGACAGCAGAGCGACUUGGUAAGGAAAGGGAAGGGACAUAUAUCUUCCUCAUUGAACUGCUCAGUCUAACGCCACACUAUGCCACACUCUCGGUAUACUCAACCAUUGUAGCGCCACGCUACUUGAAGAUUAAAGUGGCGUCCCUUCGGUGA
This is a messenger RNA of Stereum hirsutum FP-91666 SS1, 861 nucleotides long. RefSeq lists its product as uncharacterized. Bases 1 to 861 code for a protein of 286 amino acids. Lineage: Eukaryota; Fungi; Basidiomycota; Agaricomycetes; Russulales; Stereaceae. The transcript has 5 exons. The record is from RefSeq and is a predicted model, not a curated record.